AUGCAUCUGAGUAUCAUAGCAAGAGCUGAGUACAAUGGAACUAUAGUUAAAUGUUUAACACUGUCGUGGAUUGGUGACCAAUAUAUUUUUGAAACUGAGAAUGCCACAUUAAACAUUCAAGGUAUACUGCUAGCAGUAUUCAAUAUGGAAGUUACAUAUGGUGCAACCUCAGUUAUCAUCUCAUGGACACCUCCAUUUUCUCUGGAUGUGACUGAUGUUGAUCCUGAUAUCUGGUACUCUGUGCUGGUCUACAAUGUGACGGAUGAGAACAACCCGACAGCCUUCCCCUGUACUGGCUGUAUCAAUAUCACUGAGACACACUACACCUUCACUCCUGACUACCUUAGUCCUUGUCAUGUCUACCUCAUUACUGUAAUCCCAUUCAAUGGAGCUGGCCAGGGAGAGAGUAGUCCUAAUGUCACUGUCAGCAAGCCUCCUUCAAUCAGCUUUUUCAGGACAAAUCUAAAAGCUGUUUUUGAUGUGGUUAAUGUCACAUUUCAAGUUUGUGGAGAUGUGGAACAAAUAUGUGGAUACAUUCUCCAUGGAGUAACAGGACUUGAUAAUGAGGCUGUACAAUUCAAUGUCUCAAAUUUGGGGGAUGAAAGACAUUUAGUCUACACAUUGCCUGAAAAUGAGUAUUUUUCCAUCUUUUUUGAAGUGUUUACCACUGCUGGGGCAAUGAAUGUAUCUUUUGACAACUUUUCAACAUAUGAUGUCCAGAGUCUGUCAAUGGAAGAGGAAAGAGGAGGAGGAAGAGGAGGAGCAAAAGUGAGAGGAGGGUUUGUGAGUGGGUCACAAGCUGCAGGAUGUCUGGUGAUCCUCCAGGGACCCCCUACCUUUCCUGACAUAUUCAGAGCUCUUCUUAGAACCCAGUCUCAGGACAUAGUCUCCACCACUGUGCCUGUCCCUCCCUCCACCUACACUGUGUAUGGAUAUGAUGUGGAGGAGAAUGACCUUCCAUACACAAUGCCUGCUGUUGUACUGGAGAAUCAGACCAUAAUAAACUCAGGGAUAGAUGUUAUGGAAUCAGUUAAAGCCUCCAAAAUACUCAAGAGUGGCAACAUAUCAAGAAGCGGGUCAACUGUUGUGAUAGACUGUCAAUUCUCAGAGGUGUCUCCACAGACUGCCUCGUGUGUCCUUGUCUACAGAGAGUAUGGGACGCCCCUCCUGACAGUGGUAGACAUGCCUCACCUCCUACAUUUCCCUGUCUCUCUGGCUGUUCACUCUCCUGAGAACUACACAUUUGCCUUGUUUGGAAAACACCCUGUGACUGGAAUGGAGGAACAGCCUCUCCUUACUCUCAAGCUCAGUGAUGUAACAGAUAAAAAGGAGGAAACAGUGAAUGGAAAAAGCAAUGUGGAAAAUUCCCAAACAGAAGUAGUUGUCAUAUCAACUGGCGCCGCAGUAGUUGGAUGUGUUCUAGGAUGUGGCUCAGCUGUGUUAGUCCUGGUGGUGGUAAAACAUUGUCACAGAAGAAGCAAGUCCAGAAAUGCAACCAAUGCAGGGGCAGCUCGUCAGAUGAGAAGUAUGCCAGUGUAUGAUGAGGUUGUUCUUCCACCGACCACCUCCUCUUCUGCCAUACCAACUGAACCCAACACGGCCUAUGUCACCACCACAAUGUCUCGGAAUAAUAAUAUCACAACUGACCAUAAUGUGGCUUAUGCUGCUCCUUUAUAAGAACGUGAUUGUUUUUUCAAAAUAAUGUUUGCAGUAAGACAUACAUGUUCACCAAGUGGCAUAGCACAAGGGGCAUAAUUAUUAUUUCCACGCACCUAUAUAGUGUUGAGAAAAUGCGCUAGUACUGUUGA
Messenger RNA from Geodia barretti, 1808 nucleotides. The record is from the annotation of a GenBank genome assembly. NCBI's taxonomy places the organism in Eukaryota, Metazoa, Porifera, Demospongiae, Tetractinellida, Geodiidae.